This is a messenger RNA of Chlorocebus sabaeus (green monkey), 5519 nucleotides long. The record is from RefSeq and is a predicted model, not a curated record. Lineage: Eukaryota; Metazoa; Chordata; Mammalia; Primates; Cercopithecidae.
AAUCAGCUGAGACCAAUUAUUGUUAAUGCUCUCUGGGGCCGUGUUGAGGACUACCAAUUGGCAAUCUGGAACGCUUCCAGAACUUGGUGGGGGGGAGGGGGGCUCAUAUUUCGUGGAGAAUGGGGGAGGUGAGCCCUGGUUAUAGGGAUAACUUUUUAACUAGCCUUAAUUGGGGUCUUUGCGGCCAGGCUGUAAAGAUUCCCGCCACACUAAUAAGAAUCAGCCAUGGCCUUUUAAAUGGAACGCCGGAACUCUGCCUUGUUUUACUAAUAUCUUAAUAACACGUUUCUAUGAUGCACAUGUUGGUUCCUUGUAUUUUAAGACGCGGCCACAAACUGAAGCGAUAGCGAUCACGUAUAUGCAGUCCCCCAAUCGUCCAAGCCGAAUAGGUUGCAUGUAGUAUCACUCAAAAAACAUUCAUUACCGUCGGUGUGUUGAGUGGUGAGGGCCAGUGUGCGAAUUCAUUAAUGGAAGUCGCGGGACCCCGAGCGGUUGGAGCCCUGCCACACCCCUCUCCUUGCGUUAAGACAACCUGACCCGACCUCUAGGGAAUUGAUGUGCAAAAUGGCGGUUGCACUUCUGUUCUCCGACCCGGGCGCACAAUCCUGAGGAAGGACGUCACGUCACCAGGGCAACGACGCUCCUGCGUAAAGGCCCGGCCCAGUGGAAAGUUCAGGGCGUCCGCGCUCUCGCCGCUGGUUCUUCUCCUAGGCCCAGUGCCAGACCAGAGCAUGAGCGACUCCCGUCGUCCCUGGCCAGGCAAAUGUUGGCCCAAGCUUGGCGCGAACGAAGCGCGCUAUUUCCCUGCUUCCUUUAGGCCAAGCCUGCUGUACGGCAGGGCCCGCCUCCGGAGCGAGCAUAGACCGGGGCAGCGAGGCCAGCCGGGCGCCGGCCAGGUCCUGAGCGCGCACGCGCUCUGUUCAGCUCCGGGUGGCGGUUGCCGGAGUUGACGUUAGCCAUGGAAACCGAGAGCUGGCCCGGGCGGGGCCACGGUGAGCUUGUUGUUCGGACGCCGCAGCUUUUCUGCCUCCGCAUUCGGGCAAUAGCCAACCUCCCGGCGGGAGCGCCUAGCCCGGGUUUACCUGCAAAAAUGCAGUCCCCGGGAUGCCUUCGCGUCUUCGCUUCCCUCGGUUGACUUGAGGAAUCAACUCCUGGAUACAUCACACUGGAGUCGAAGCCUGGAAAGCUGAGGAAGCAACCCCUGACAGCCCAAAGGAACGUCUUAAAUAUGAUGGAAAUUAUUUACUAUGCCACCCUUGUGGGAAUUGCUUUACUCACUGUACUGUUUGCAGUAGGACUAUAUACUGUAGCACCCUCAGGGUGGAAUAUCUGACAGGGAAUCUCAAUUGCUGUAGCAUUUUGCUUAAUUAUUAUCCUCAUAGAAGGAAUAACGGUUACUAACAAAAAAUAAUACAUGGGCCUUUGCAAACAUGUGCCUCUGCCUCUCAUUAGGUAGGGAAUGUUGUUUCUAUCUCAACCAAUCAGGCCUAGUAAGAGACUCUGCUGAAAAACUUAAAGAAAGGACUAAAAAGCUAAGGGAAUACCAAAACAACCAAAUAGUUUCUUUGUUUGGGAGCAGAAUCAUAGCAUGGGUCACCCCAUUCCUGGGCCCUCUCCUAAUAUGCCUAGGACUAAUGUUCUUACCCUGCCUAGUUAACCUUUUUCAAAGAUUUUUAACUGACAGAAUCAUGGCCAUUUCACAGACAACUACCCAAGAACAUCUACAGAUGGUGUUACUUCUGCAGUCAAUGCAAGACUCAAAAAUUGUCUAUCCCCUUGUCAACAGGAAGUAGCCAGAAAGAACACACCGCCCCUCAUCCUUUUUAUAACUACAGGGUCUGGAUUGACAGAGCAGGAGCAUCGCCAUUUUGGACGAAGACCAACAUUUUAAGUUUCACCUUGAUCAAAAUCCACCAAAAUCCAAAGGGCAUUAGCCUUAUAGCUAAGAAACUGCUGUGUUACAGAAAAGCAUGUGACUUUCAGAAUAAUCCCGAGUGAGGAUGAGUCCAGAUGUGCCUCUACUGAAUGAUUACAAGCAGGACUUCUUUCUGAAGCGCUUUCCACAGACUGUCCUUGGAGGCCCUCGAUUCAAAUUAGGCUAUUGUGCCCCUCCUUACAUAUAUGUUAAUCAAAUUAUUCUUUUUCUAAUGCCAUGGGUUUGGGGCGGAGUCGGAACACUUUUGUACCAGUUAGGCAUCCUGAAAGACUAUUACACAGCAGCACUUUCAGGUGGAUUAAUGCUUUUUACUGCAUUUGUCAUCCAGUUCACAAGUUUAUACGCCAGAAACAAAUCAGCAACAGUAGAAAGAAUAUUAGCCACGGAUAUCUUAGCAGAGGAGGAUGAACAUGAAUUUACAAGUUGUGCUGGUGCUGAGACUGUCAAAUUUCUCAUUCCUGGCAAGAAAUAUGUAGUCAAUACAGUUUUUCAUUCUGUUCUUGCUGGAUUAGCGUGUGGUCUUGGAACAUGGUAUCUGCUCCCAAAUAGAAUAACCUUGCUGUAUGGCAGUACAGGAGGCACUGCUCUACUAUUCUUCUUUGGAUGGAUGACAUUAUGUAUAGGAGAAUAUUCAUUAAUUGUAAACACAGCUACAGAGACUGCAACUUUCCAAACACAGGAUACUUAUGAAAUUACUCCUCUUAUGAGACCUCUUUAUAUUUUUUUCUUUGUUUCUGUGGAUCUGGCAUACAGGUUUAUGGUAAAUAUGCCAGCUCUAGAACAAAUGAAUCAGAUUUUACACAUCUUGUUUGUAUUCUUACCCUUUCUGUGGGCACUUGGGACUCUGCCCCCACCUGAUGCACUUUUCUUAUGGGCAAUGGAGCAGAUUUUAGAGUUCGGCCUUGGAGGCUCAUCUAUGUCAACCCACCUAAGGUUAUUAGUAAUGUUCAUCAUGUCUGCUGGAACAGCUAUAACAUCAUAUUUCAUUCCAAGCACUGUUGGUGUGGUUCUUUUCAUGACUGGAUUUGGUUUCUUGCUGAGUCUGAACUUAAGUGAUGUCAGUCACAAAAUUGGAACCAAAUCUAAGAAUUUACCCAGUGGUCCAGAAAAAUAUUUUUCAUGGAAGGAAUGCCUUUUCUACAUCAUUAUAUUAGUCUUCGCUCUUUUAGAAACUGGUUUGCUUCAUCACUUUGCUGGCUUCUCACAGAUUUCUAAGAGCAGUUCCCAGGCUAUUGUGGGCUAUGGUUUGAUGAUAUUACUUAUAAUACUGUGGAUACUUAGAGAAAUUCAAAGCGUGUAUAUCAUUGGAAUUUUCCGAAAUCCUUUUUAUCCGAAGGAUGUGCAAACUAUGACUGUAUUCUUUGAGAAGCAAACUAGGCUCAUGAAGAUUGGUAUUGUCAGACGGAUUUUGCUAACUUUAGUAUCACCUUUUGCCAUGAUAGCAUUUCUCUCAUUGGACAGUUCCUUACAAGGGCUCCACUCAGUGUCUGUCUCUAUUGGAUUCACAAGAGCCUUUAGAAUGGUAUGGCAGAAUACAGAAAAUGCUUUAUUGGAGACAGUCAUUGUAUCAACAGUACAUUUGAUCUCCAGUACAGACAUGUGGUGGAACAGAAACCUGGAUACAGGAAUCAGACUCUUACUGGUUGGUAUCAUACGUGAUCGUUUGAUUCGGUUCAUCUCUAAAUUGCAGUUUGCUGUAACUGUACUUUUGACAUCAUGGACAGAGAAAAAACAACGUCGAAAAACAACUGCCACUUUAUGUAUACUCAACAUUGUCUUUUCUCCAUUCGUGUUGGUCAUCAUAGUUUUUUCUACACUACUCUCUUCUCCCUUACUCCCCCUUUUCACCCUUCCUGUGUUCUUGGUGGGGUUUCCCCGACCUAUUCAGAGUUGGCCAGGAGCAGCGGGCACCACAGCCUGUGUGUGUGCAGAUACAGUGUACUACUACCAAAUGGUGCCCAGGUUGACUGCUGUGCUGCAGACUGCAAUGGCAGCUGGAAGUUUAGGUCUCCUCCUACCUGGAUCUCAUUACUUGGGCCGUUUUCAGGAUCGUUUAAUAUGGAUAAUGAUUCUGGAAUGUGGCUAUACUUACUGCUGUAUUAACAUUAAGGGGUUAGAAUUGCAGGAAACAUCCUGUCAUACUGCAGAAGCUCGCAGAGUUGAUGAAGUUUUUGAAGAUGCUUUUGAGCAAGAAUACACAGGAGUAUGUUCCCUUAAUGAACACUUUGGAAAUGUCUUGACACCCUGUACUGUUUUGCCUGUGAAAUUGUAUUCUGAUGCCAGGAAUGUUCUAUCAGGCAUAAUUGAUUCUCAUGAAAACUUAAAAGAAUUUAAAGGUGACCUCGUUAAAGUACUCGUGUGGAUACUUGUUCAAUACUGCUCCAAAAGGCCUGGCAUGAAAGAGAAUGUUUACAACACUGAAAAUAAAGGGAAAGCACCUCUAAUCUUGCCUGAUUCAAACACUUCGCCACCUCCCAAAUCCCCAGAAGACAUAGAUAGUUUAAAUUCAGAAACUUUUGAUGACUGGUCUGAUGACAAUAUUUUUGAUGAUGAGCCAACUAUCAAAAAAGUAAUAGAAGAAAAAUAUCAGUUGAAAGAUUUGCCAGGUACAAACUCAUUUAUUCCAGGAUCAGUAGAAUCCCAGAGGGUUGGUGAUCAUUCUACAGGCACUGUUCCUGAAAACGAUCUUUACAAAGCAGUUCUAUUAGGAUACCCUGCUGUUGACAAAGGAAAACAAGAGGACAUGCCAUAUAUUCCUCUCAUGGAAUUCAGUUGUUCACAUUCUCACUUAGUAUGCUUACCUGCAGAGUGGAGGACUAGCUGUAUGCCCAAUUCCAAAAUGAAGGAGUUGAGCUCGUUAUUUCCAGAAGACUGGUACCAGUUUGUUUUAAGGCAAUUGGAAUGUUUUCAUUCAGAAGAAAAGGCCUCAAAUGUAUUGGAAGAAAUUGCCAACGACAAAGUUUUAAAAGACUUUUAUGUUCAUACAGUAAUGACUUGUUAUUUUAGUUUUUUUGGAAGAGACAAUAUGGCUCCUAGUCCUGGUCAUAUAUUGAGGGUUUACAGUGGUGUUUUGCCUUGGUCUGUUGCUUUGGACUGGCUCACAGAAAAGCCAGAGCUGUUUCAACUAGCACUGAAAGCAUUCAGGUAUACUCUGAAACUAAUGAUUGAUAAAGCAAGUUUAGGUCCAAUAGAAGACUUCAGAGAACUGAUUAAGUACCUUGAAGAAUAUGAAUAUGACUGGUACAUUGGUUUGGUAUCUGAUGAAAAGUGGAAGGAGGCAAUUUUACAAGAAAAGCCAUACUUGUUUUCUCUGGGGUAUGAUUCUAAUAUGGGAAUUUACACUGGAAGAGUACUUAGCCUUCAAGAAUUAUUGAUCCAAGUGGGAAAGUUGAAUGCUGAAGCUGUUAGAGGUCAGUGGGCCAAUCUUUCGUGGGAAUUACUUUAUGCCACAAACGAUGAUGAAGAACGUUAUAGUAUACAAGCUCAUCCACUACUUUUAAGAAAUCUUACGGUACAAGCAGCAGAUCCUCCCCUGGGGUAUCCGAUUUAUUCUUCAAAACCUCUCCAUAUACAUUUGUAUUAG